This is a messenger RNA of Triticum turgidum subsp. durum (durum wheat), 753 nucleotides long. The record is from the annotation of a GenBank genome assembly. Lineage: Eukaryota; Viridiplantae; Streptophyta; Magnoliopsida; Poales; Poaceae.
AUGGCUUCAGCCGCGACCUUUCCGAAGCUCCAGCUUGGUCCGCGAUGCCACGGCUACUCCCAUCUUCAGGCGGCUGACCCGGUCCAUGUCCACAUGAAGAUUGGUGAUUCUUGCAAGUGCCCCAUGCCCGCCCAAGGGUUGCUUGUUUCUACCGGGAGAAGUGCAAGGCACACAUUCCUGCCGGUGUCGGCGGCUCGAUCAGGUCGGGGCGCAUCGGUCGCCGAGGCCGAGAAGACCGGGCUCUCGCUGGAUAGCUUCAAGACAACCGUUGUCAAACGCGACGACGAAAAGAUCCAUUUAAGAAUCGAGCUGCCCGGGAAGGAAACGCAGAAGGUGUUUGAUGCAGCCCUGACGAGCCUGGCCAAGGACGCGCCGCCGGUUCCAGGUUUCAGAAGGUCUAAGGGAGGUAUUGAUUCACAGAUACCAAGCAGCAUUCUCCUGUCGAUGCUCGGCAAGAGCCGGGUCACCAAGUUCAUCCUUCAGGAAAUACUCAGUGUCACCGUCGGCGAUUUCGUCAAGAAGGAGAACCUCAAGGUGAACCCUGAGAUCGCGACGACGCAGUCAGAAGGCGACCUGGAGUCGUCGUUCGCGCCGGGCUCGUCGUUCGGGUUCAAUGUGAUCCUCGAGCUGGAGAAGGAGCCUGACACGGAUGACGCCAUUGAUAUCGAGCUAUCGGACUCCAAGGACGCCCCUGACGUGAAGCAGUCCGACUCCGAAGAGCCUUCCGAAGAGGAGCCCCCCUCCUCCACCUGA